CACCUGAGAUUCCUAAAGACUUUUAUUAUUUGAUUAAGAAAGCUGUUAUUGUUCGAAAGCAUUUGAAACUUAAUUGUCAUAAUAAAAAUACUAAAUUCAGAUUAAUAUUGAUUGAAUUAAGAAUUCACUGCUAUGUCAGAGUUUAUAAAAAG
This is a messenger RNA of Scutellospora calospora, 152 nucleotides long. Lineage: Eukaryota; Fungi; Glomeromycota; Glomeromycetes; Diversisporales; Gigasporaceae. The record is from the annotation of a GenBank genome assembly.